AUGUCACCCAAAUCUCCAACAAGGCGCAACAAGGCGCGGCCGUCGCGGGGCGGAAGACCGAGUGUUGAAAGCAGGAGGGACUCGGGCAAGCGACUUGGACAAGCAGGACCUGCUCCAGACCGCGCGAAGAAGCGCUACAAGCCUGGCACCGUCGCUCUCCGGGAGAUCAAGCGCUACCAAAAGUCGACCGACCUGCUCUUGUUAAAACUCCCCUUUCAGCGCCUCGCAAUCACAACCGAGGACGGCCCCAAUAGGUGGCAGAGUCAAGCCAUUGUAGCCCUCCAGGAAGCCACAGAAGCCUUCCUCGUGAACCUCUUCCACGACGCAAACCUUUGCGCUAUCCACGCCAAGCGCGUCACCAUACAACAGAAAGACAUACAGCUCGCUCGUCGUCUGCGCGCAGCUUGGGGUGCGCCUGUCUAA
This is a messenger RNA of Alternaria burnsii, 423 nucleotides long. Its product is annotated as histone H3. NCBI's taxonomy places the organism in Eukaryota, Fungi, Ascomycota, Dothideomycetes, Pleosporales, Pleosporaceae. Gene Ontology annotation, molecular function: structural constituent of chromatin; protein heterodimerization activity; DNA binding. The transcript is spliced from 3 exons. Bases 1 to 423 code for a protein of 140 amino acids. The record is from RefSeq and is a predicted model, not a curated record. Gene Ontology annotation, cellular component: nucleosome.